Messenger RNA from Strongylocentrotus purpuratus (purple sea urchin), 2266 nucleotides. Its product is annotated as asparagine synthetase [glutamine-hydrolyzing]. The record is from RefSeq and is a predicted model, not a curated record. Gene Ontology annotation, cellular component: cytosol. The coding region runs from base 141 to 1859 and encodes 572 amino acids. The transcript is spliced from 11 exons. Lineage: Eukaryota; Metazoa; Echinodermata; Echinoidea; Camarodonta; Strongylocentrotidae. Gene Ontology annotation, molecular function: asparagine synthase (glutamine-hydrolyzing) activity.
AUGCAUGUGGCAGUUUCACUGCAAACGCUUCAUUGUCUCACAGCGAUCUGAGGUUUGCACAUCUACAAGCUUCUUUUUGGACUUUCCCAACUAGUUCUUCACACAUUUACGCUUUAAAAAAAUCAACACUAAAAAUCAAGAUGUGUGGUAUAUGGGCGCUAUUCGGGAGUGACGUGGAUGUCCACAAGCAUCUUGGGAGUGCGCUCAAGAUAGCUCAUCGUGGUCCCGAUUCGUUCCGGACGGAGAGCAUCCCCAAGUACAACAACUGUUGUCUGUGUUUCCAUCGUCUAGCCAUCGUAGGUAACGUGUUUGGGAUGCAGCCUCUCCGUAUCAACGGCUUUCCUCAUCUCACGCUGCUAUACAACGGAGAGAUCUAUAACUAUAAAAAGCUGAGCGAGGCCUUUGGUUUCCCGAUAGCAAGCAAGAUGGAUGGUGAGAUUCUGCUUCACCUUUACAUCAGGGGUGGUAUAGAGUACGCAGCAUCUAUGGCCGACGGUGUGUUCGCUAUGUGUAUCGUUGAUACAGCUAGUAAACAGGUUCAUAUUGGUCGUGAUACAUACGGGGUGAGGCCUAUGUUCUCUCUUCUCAACGAGGAUGGCUUUAUGGCUAUCAGCUCAGAGGCUAAAGGUCUUCUUGGUUUGAGGCAUGGCUGUGAUGACAGGGAUGUGACCAUUAAGCCUUUCCCUCCUGGUCAUGUUCAGAGCUUCAACCUCCUACCUAGCGGCAAGGUAUCCCCUCUGGAACUCAUCCAGUUCCACUCCUUCGAGCAGACUCCAAAGUGGUCUUCCGUUGAGGGCAGUCUUCAAGUAGAGGGCAGUCUCACACCUACAGAUGAGGACAUUUAUGCCAACAUCCGUGCUCUCUUUACUGAAGCAGUGAGGAAGCGAUUGAUGGGUGAGCGUCGUAUUGGAUGCAUGUUGUCAGGUGGUUUGGAUUCCAGCCUGGUAUCAUCCCUUGUCAUGAAGGCGAUGGUCAAGGAUGGCUUUGACUAUCCUCUUCAGACCUUCUCAAUCGGAAUGAAAGGCAGUCCUGAUGUCGUUGCAGCCAGAAAGGUGGCCUCUCACAUCGGCAGUGAACAUCACGAAAUUGGAUUCACACCAGAAGAGGGCAUCGAAGCGGUUGAACAUGUGAUAAAAUCUUUAGAGAGUUAUGACAUCACAACUCUUCGAGCCUCAGUCGGCAUGUACCUCGUAGCUCAAUACAUCCGUAAGGAGACGGACACCAUCGUCGUCUACUCCGGUGAGGGUGCUGAUUGUCUCGCUCAGGGAUACAUCUAUUUCCACAAGCAACCCGAUGCGUCGGCUGGUGAUGAUGAGAGCAGGAAGCUGCUCAAGGAUCUCUACCUCUAUGAUGUACUCCGUGCAGACAGGACUACUGCUGCUCAUGGACUUGAGCUUCGUUGUCCAUUCCUCGAUCACCACUUCACCUCCUACUUCCUGUCCUUGCCGAAGGAGAUGCGCUGUCCAAACAAAGGCAUCGAGAAAUACCUGUUGCGCAAGGCCUUUGAUGGAACCGGUCUUUUACCGUGUGAGAUCUUAUGGAGACCCAAAGAAGCUUUCAGCGACGGAGUCUCGCCCGUCGAGAAGUCGUGGUACGAGUUCCUGCAGGAGCAUAUUGAAACAAAGGUGACCAACGACCAACUUAAAGACUCUCCCAAACGCUUCCCCUUCAACCCUCCUCCAUCCAAGGAAGCAUACUACUACAGACAGGUCUUUGAGAAAUACUACCCUGGACGGUCUGACUGGAUACCCCAUAUAUGGAUGCCUAAGUGGACCGGGGCGACCGACCCUUCAGCCAGGACUCUCAAACAUUAUAAGGAGUCAGAGGUCAGUGAGAAACAGGACAUGGAGGUCAAGUAGGGGGUCACUACACCAACAUAGCUGACAACCAUUCCUAUUUUGGAGGAAUGAUUCCUAUUUUUCUUUCGUCUUCAAGCUUCUGUUUUAAACCCUAGAUUCGUCUCUUUUUGUGAAAUAUUAUGCAGGAAAAGUAUACAAAAUAUACUGUACUCCUGAAUACAAAAAAAGAAGAGAAAAACAAAAUUGAUUGUGUCCAAGACCAACUCGUUAACCAUGAAAAACACUCUUGCACCAAAUCUUUGACCUUGAUCAACACUGUUUUACCUUUUAUCUGUCACAUCCUAUGUUGUGUUAUUUAUCAUUGAUAAUUAAUUAAAUAGCGGUAGAUAAAUUGAGGAAUAAAUGAAACAAAAUUAAGCAUCUUUUCGAGAGAAAGAAAUGGAACGGAAUAGAUAAAUAUAUGAAGA